This is a messenger RNA of Cottoperca gobio, 1776 nucleotides long. RefSeq lists its product as uncharacterized. The coding region runs from base 632 to 1426 and encodes 264 amino acids. The record is from RefSeq and is a predicted model, not a curated record. The transcript has 5 exons. Lineage: Eukaryota; Metazoa; Chordata; Actinopteri; Perciformes; Bovichtidae.
AUGUAUCCUACUCUUCCAUAGUAUAUGAUAGCUUCCGAUAAAAUGACUAAUGAACUUACAAUAAGACAAAACAAAGUCCUUAACUGAGUGAAAGCGACUCUUUGGAACAUGAAAGAUCGCAGCCUGUCCCCUGUGGCUAUUCCCAUGGAGUUCGAACAAUAUAAAAAAGUCCUGAUGACCUCACGGAAAAAUCUAAAUGAAAGUUGAAUUCAGUCAAAUUAAUUGCUGCAACACAUCAAAGAGCAUCAUACAAGUCUUUACUUGUGGCAGCUGUAACUCCUUCAUGAAUAGGCCUUCACUCUCUGUCUGUGCUUCUUUCACUCUCUCUCACAACACACACACACACACACACACACACACACACACACACACACACACACACACACACACACACACACACACACACACACACACACUCUCUCUCCUUCCCUUUCCCAUGUUGUUCAGGAUCCAGCACACACCCUUUACUGAGAUAAGCCUGCCUGGUAGUUCCUCUUCAUAAUACUGUAAUCAUUAACGUUGUGCACUUAGGGACAAGUCUGAAGGACGGUAUUCAUGCGCAUAAGGAUUAGAGACUACUUGAAAAAAGCUGAGGAGAAGCACAAAUCAUCCUGAGUGAAAUGCAAAAGAAAUGACAAUGCAGUACACAGCAUUGCAUAAACUUCUCUGGCUUUUAAAUGCAUUAAUUCUUACAACACAAGAGUUGGUGAAACUAAGGGUGAGUCCCAGGAUUAUUGCAGAAUGCGGCAAACAGGUUACCCUAAACUGCAACGUGUCCUCAUCUCGAAAUGGCCUAUCGAUCAAACACAUGGAGUGGUUCCAAAACCAUACCUCUUUCUGUUCAGUGGACAGUGAAGGAAAAAUCACAAACCACAGACACACUCAAAGUGACUUCCAUUGUGAGUACAGACAUGGACAACUGUCACUCAUCUUUAGAAGAGUGCAGCCACUGGAGAGCAGAAACUCAAAACCCUACGUCUGCAAACUACAGUCCAACAAUGGAGCUUCACAUGCAAAGACAAGUGUGGAGUUACAAGAGUGUUGUUGGCUCGUUGAGGGUGUUUGGACUAAUGACCGUCCCACCUGCACCUUUAAAAAUGUCUACCCAGAUGGAGACGUGCACUGGUUCCACGGCUCCCGCAAUCUCUCAGAUGAGUCAGUGAAGCACCACACUACUAAACAUGUGGACGAAGGGGGUUGGCUGACUAUCCAUAGUUACCUGGAGCAGAAUCUUUCAGGUGGACCCUACAACUGUUCCUUGAAGAGCACCACAUCUGGUAUGGCUCAAAGCUGGAGGACAAACGCAGCUCCAAGGCUAAAACGCUGCCUUUUUAACGCCUCAUUGCAGCCACUUCAGCCACUUCAUUGUCAGAAUGACUCUCUGCUAAUGGUGAUACUAAAUCGGUGCCACGCAGGAGCAGGUUGAACUUUUAGCAAGACGCUGCUGCGGCUGAGAGCCCACUGCGUGAAUAACUACAAGGUCACCUUGACUAUUCCAGUGCACAUGGAUACACAUAUUUAUACACACACACACACACACACACACACGUAGAUAUUUGUGGAAUAAUAAUCUCUCAAAUGCAUGGUUGUGACUAAUAUUGACACUGAACAUUUUCUUUGUGAAAUAUUAUUUAAAAAUCAAAACAAUCUACAUAGAUAUUUACAAAAAAUUAAUAAUGUGAUGACUGAAUUAUUCAAAAUGUCUUUUUUAAAUAACUCUUUAAUUCAAACUUUAUAUUGUGAUUUGUUUCAACAUUAUUUAGCUGACAUUAACAA